Suncus etruscus (white-toothed pygmy shrew) is the source of this 1736-nucleotide messenger RNA. RefSeq names its product tachykinin receptor 3 (gene TACR3). Gene Ontology annotation, molecular function: tachykinin receptor activity. Gene Ontology annotation, cellular component: sperm midpiece; plasma membrane. NCBI's taxonomy places the organism in Eukaryota, Metazoa, Chordata, Mammalia, Eulipotyphla, Soricidae. The transcript has 5 exons. Gene Ontology annotation, biological process: positive regulation of flagellated sperm motility; G protein-coupled receptor signaling pathway. The coding region runs from base 1 to 1578 and encodes 525 amino acids. The record is from RefSeq and is a predicted model, not a curated record.
AUGGGGCGGCCUGCGGAGAAGAGGGGGAAGCCGGAGGGAAACAGCCGUGCGCACCCCAGCAUUCCCAGAGCCCAAGGAAGGCAGGCGGGGACGAGAGGGGAGAGGCGGCGCGCGCGGGUCCGGGCUGUCGGCGGCCGAGGGGUGCCGGGGCGGCGCGCCGGCCGCGGGGACCUGCGGUUGGUCAGCCGAGGUGCGGGGGUGGGGGUCCCCUGGCGUCAGCGGCGAGUCCGCGCGCGCCCCGACACCGCCCGCCAGCGCAGCCGGCGCAGCCCGCGCAGCGCCUCGCCUGCCUCGCCUGCCUCGCCUCGCCUCGCCUCGCCUCGCCUCCCUUCGCCUCCCCUCGCCUCCCCGCGCCUCGCCUCGCCUCCCCUCGCGGGGCUCCCCGGCCCGAGAGCGCAGCGGUGCGCGCGGCCCCGCGCCAUGGCCGGAGCCAACGCGACCUCGGCGGCGGCGGGCGGCAACGCGUCGGGCCCCGCGCACCCGUUCGUGCAGCCGUCGUGGCGCAUCGCGCUCUGGUCGCUGGCCUUCGGCGCCGUGGUGGCGGCCGCCGUGCUGGGCAACCUGGUGGUGGUGUGGAUCGUGCUGGCGCACAAGCGCAUGCGGACCGUCACCAACGGCUUCCUGGUCAACCUGGCGCUGGCCGACGCCGCCACGGCCGCCUUCAACGCGCUGGCCAACUUCGUCUACGGGCUGCACGGCGAGUGGUACUUCGGCGCCGGCUACUGCCGCUUCCAGAACUUCUUCCCCAUCACCGCCAUGUUCGCCAGCAUCUACUCCAUGACGGCCAUCGCCGUGGACAGGUACAUGGCCAUCAUAGAGCCCCUAAAGCCUCGGCUGUCAGCCACAGCCGCCAAGGUGGUCAUUGGGAGCAUCUGGGUGCUGGCCCUCCUGCUCGCCCUCCCCCAGUAUCUCUACUCCACGACCAAGGUCAUGCCCAGCCGAACGCUGUGUUAUGUGCAGUGGCCAAAAGGCCAGACACAGCAUUUCACCUACCAUGUCACGGUCAUCGUCCUGGUUUACUUCCUGCCCCUGCUCGUCAUGGGUAUCACCUACACCAUCAUAGGGCUCACCCUGUGGGGCGGAGAGAUCCCAGGAGAUACCUGUGACAAGUACCACGAGCAGCUCAAGGCCAAAAGAAAGGUGGUAAAGAUGAUGGUGGUGGUGGUGGUGACCUUCGCCGUGUGCUGGCUCCCCUACCACGUCUACUUCAUCCUCACGGCUGUCUACCAGCAGCUCAACAGAUGGAAGUACAUCCAGCAGGUCUACCUGGGCAGCUUCUGGCUGGCCAUGAGCUCCACCAUGUACAACCCCAUCAUCUACUGCUGCCUCAACAAGAGGUUCCGAGCUGGCUUCAAGCAGGCUUUCCGAUGGUGCCCCUUCAUCCAUAUGUCCAACUAUGACGAGCUAGAGCUGAGGGCCACCCGGCUGCAUCCUGCCCAGCCCAGCAGCCUGUACACGGUGACCAGGAUGGAGUCCAUGCUGGGGCACAGGGACAAGGGCCAGCCCAGCGGUUCUUCCCAGGUUGCCUCUACCCGCUCCCUGAGCUCCCGGCACACCUUCCUGGAGGAAUGUGCCUGAGCCCCCAUGACACCCAGAGGUGCCCCUGGAAGCUCUGUGUUCCUGAGACUGACACCUUUGUGAUAUGAGUGCCCAGAGGGCCAGAUGUGAUGCUUCUGGAGCAGAGACAGGGAGUCGCAGGUGGAACUUUGCAGCCCUGUGGGCAGUGAGGAGCUAAA